GCCUCUCAUUUCCUGGCCCCUCGGAGAGGGAAGGUGCUGUCGCCGGGGGCCCACGCUCUGGGAGAUGCUGGUGAUCUGGAUUCUGCUGCUGGCCUUCCAGCUCUGGACGUCCACUGGUACCUCGGAUCCAACAUCAAAAGCGGGCACAACCGUGGGCCUGUCGACCCCUGAAUGCAUCUCUGAAUCUGCACACUCAUCAGAUUCGCUACAGACCUCGGCAACCACAGUCCCAUCUGAAGCAUCCACAGCUUCCAAAGGAAGCCUUGGUUCAUCUCCCACUGCACCAUCAACCUACAGCUCCCAAACUGCAGUUUCGGAAGGGGUGUCUACGGCUGCACCCAGCAGCAGCACCACCUCAGACUAUGCACCAGUGCAGACAGACGUCACGGUCCUUUCUGAGGCAUCCACAUUCUCUGGAACAAGCCCCGUCUCCACUCACACUCCAGCGUCACCAUGCAGCUCGCCUACCUCAGUGUCCGUGGAAGGACAGACAUCCUCGCCUGGCAGCACAGACUCAGAACUCACAGGUGUGCCCUCCUCCAGCUCUCACAGCACUGCACAGUCUGUGGGAUCUAUAGCCACGGCAGAGAGCUCAGCCACAGCAGAGUCCACUGACAGCCCACAAACCACAGGCCUGGGUGGAGGAUGGACAGCAUCUGCACAGGGGUCACCCACAGCAAGCACUGCCACGCCCUCUGGUAGCUCCCAAACCACCAUCUUGCCUUUCUCUUCCACAGCUUUAGCAGGCAGCCCGGAUUCAGCACACAGUACAGGGCCAACACACAGCUCCCUGACCCCAGGGGAGACCGAAGUGUCCACAGCCUCACCUGCUAGUCCAGGCUCAGCACUCACAACGCUGUCAUCAGACACAGUGCACACAGCCCUCCUGACUGUGGAGUCUGCCACCUUCCAAAGCAGCCUCACCACCACACCCACAGGAGUGUCUCCCAGCAACUCCCCAGCCACCAUCUCGCCUCACAGACCUGCAACACUCUCACCAGACUCCUCUUCAGGGCACACGAGCGUCUCGUCUGAGAUCUCUCAAAGCACAGCUGAGCAUGAAGGACCAACUGCCACAAGCAGCUGGACUUCGACACACACUACAGUGAUAGUGGAUGUCACCUCCCCAGCCACCAUUUGGCCAGAAGCAUCUGCAAGCUUUCCAAGCAGCACAGGCCCACCACACACCACGGUGAUUUCAGCACAGAGCACUCACAUCUCAGUCACGGGUGAGGAAUGGACGACCGGGAAAGUCAGCUCUGAGUCUACACCCUCAAUGCUGCCCUCACAGACCUCUGCAGCCACAGACCGUGGGGAUGCAUCCAGUGUGUCUCAGGGGAGCCCUGUUCCGGCACAUACAACUCCCUCAUCCUACAGCUCCCGAACCUCAGUGCGGGGUGAGGGAACCACAGUGUUUCUGGCUGACACCAGUCCAGGUGGGACAACAGUGCCAUCAGACAGCACCCCAACCUCAGUCCUCUCUGAAACAUCCACAGUCUUUGAAAGAAGUCCUUCCACACUGAGUGCACUGGCCCCAGGAAACUCCCAAACCACAGUGCCGUCACAAGACUCUACCACCUCUCCUGGCAGCAUGGCUUCGGGAGCCACAGAGGGACCGUCUGUCAGCUCCCAAACCACAGACGUGGCUGUGGAAUCCACACCGUCCUCACCCAGCUCAUCUUCAGAGCACACGUCUGCCUCCUCUGACAGCUCCCAAAGCACAGUCAUGCAUGGUGGAUCUACAGGCUUCCCAAGCAGCUCAGGUGAAGGACACACCACAGCGACUUCUGACACAACCCCAUCCACACCUCUGACUGAGGCAACGAAAAGCUCUCCAAGCAGCCCAAGCUCUGCACACACAGCAGGGCCAUCACACAGCCCUCUCACCGCAGGCACGGCCGAGGGACUGACAACACCUGAAGGCAUCUCUGAAUCUGCACACUCAACAGACUCGCUACAGACCUUGGCAACCACAGUCCCAUCUGAAGCAUCCACAGCUUCCAAAGGAAGCCUUGGUUCAUCUCCCACUGCACCAUCAACCUACAGCUCCCAAACUGCAGUUUCGGAAGGGGUGUCUACGGCUGCACCCAGCAGCAGCACCACCUUGGACUAUGCAACAGUGCAGACAGACGUCACGGUCCUUUCUGAGGCAUCCACAUUCUCUGGAACAAGCCCCGUCUCCACUCACACUCCACCGUCACCACACAGCUCGCCUAGCUCAGUGUCCGGGGAAGGACAGACAUUCUCACCUGGCAGCACAGACUCAGAACUCACAGGUGUGCCCUCCUCCAGCUCUCACAGCACUGCCCGGUCUGUGGGAUCUACAGCCACGGCAGCGAGCUCAGCCACAGCAGAGUCCACUGACAGCCCACAAACCACAGGCCUGGGUGGAGGAUGGACAGCAUCUGCACAGGGGUCACCCACAGCAAGCACUGCCACGCCCUCUGGUAGCUCCCAAACCACCAUCUUGCCUUUCUCUUCCACAGCUUUAGCAGGCAGCCCGGAUUCAGCACACAGUACAGGGCCAACACACAGCCCCCUGACCCCAGGGGAGACCGAAGUGUCCACAGCCUCACCUGCUAGUCCAGGCUCAGCACUCACAACGCUGUCAUCAGACACAGUGCACACAGCCCUCCUGACUGUGGAGUCUGCCACCUUCCAAAGCAGCCUCACCACCACACCCACAGGAGUGUCUCCCAGCAACUCCCCAGCCACCAUCUCGCCUCACAGACCUGCAACACUCUCACCGGACUCCUCUUCAGGGCACACGAGCGUCUCAUCUGAGAGCUCUCAAAGCACAGCUGAGCAUGCAGAACCAACUGCCACAAGCAGCUGGACUUCGACACACACUACAGUGAUAGUGGAUGUCACCUCCCCAGCCACCAUUUGGCCAGAAGCAUCUGCAAGCUUUCCAAGCAGCACAGGCCCACCACACACCACAGUUUCAGCACAGAGCACUCACAUCUCAGUCACGGGUGAGGGAUGGACGACCGGGAAAGUCAGCUCUGAGUCUACACCCUCAAUGCUGCCCUCACAGACCUCUGCAGCCACAGACCGUGGGGAUGCAUCCAGUGUGUCUCAGGGGAGCCCUGUUCCGGCACAUACAAUUCCCUCAUCCUACAGCUCCCGAACCUCAGUGCGGGGUGAGGGAACCACAGUGUUUCUGGCUGACACCAGUCCAGAUAUGACAACAGUGCCAUCAGACAGCACCCCAACCUCAGUCCUCUCUGAAACAUCCACAGUCUUUGAAAGAAGUCCUUCCACACUGAGUGCACUGGCCCCAGGAGACUCCCAAACCACAGUGCCGUCACAAGACUCUACCACCUCUCCUGGCAGCAUGGCUUCGGGAGCCACAGAGGGACCGUCUGUCAGCUCCCAAACCACAGACGUGGCUGUGGAAUCCACACCGUCCUCACCCAGCUCAUCUUCAGAGCACACGUCUGCCUCCUCUGACAGCUCCCAAAGCACAGUCAUGCACGGUGGAUCUACAGGCUUCCCAAGCAGCUCAGGUGAAGGACACACCACAGCGACUUCUGACACAACCCCAUCCACACCUCUGACUGAGGCAACGACAAGCUCUCCAAGCAGCCCAAGCUCUGCACACACAGCAGUGCCAUCACACAGCCCUCUCACCACAGGCACGGCCGAGGGACUGACGACACCUGAAGGCAUCUCUGAAUCUGCACACUCAUCAGACUCGCUACAGACCUUGGCAACCACAGUCCCAUCUGAAGCAUCCACAGCUUCCAAAGGAAGCCUUGGUUCAUCUCCCACUGCACCAUCAACCUACAGCUCCCAAACUGCAGUUUCGGAAGGGGUGUCUACGGCUGCACCCAGCAGCAGCACCACCUCGGACUCUGCAACAGUUCAGACAGACGUCACGGUCCUUUCUGAGGCAUCCACAUUCUCUGGAACAAGCCCCGUCUCCACUCACACUCCACCGUCACCACACAGCUCGCCUAGCUCAGUGUCCGGGGAAGGACAGACAUCCUCGCCUGGCAGCACAGACUCAGAACUCACAGGUGUGCCCUCCUCCAGCUCUCACAGCACUGCACAGUCUGUGGGAUCUACAGCCACGGCAGCGAGCUCAGCCACAGCAGAGUCCACUGACAGCCCACAAACCACAGGCCUGGGUGGAGGAUGGACAGCAUCUGCACGGGGGUCACCCACAGCAAGCACUGCCACGCCCUCUGGUAGCUCCCAAACCACCAUCUUGCCUUUCUCUUCCACAGCUUUAGCAGGCAGCCCGGAUUCAGCACACAGUACAGGGCCAACACACAGCCCCCUGACCCCAGGGGAGACCGAAGUGUCCACAGCCUCACCUGCUAGUCCAGGCUCAGCACUCACAACGCUGUCAUCAGACACAGUGCACACAGCCCUCCUGACUGUGGAGUCUGCCACCUUCCAAAGCAGCCUCACCACCACACCCACAGGAGUGUCUCCCAGCAACUCCCCAGCCACCAUCUCGCCUCACAGACCUGCAACACUCUCACCGGACUCUUCUUCAGGGCACACGAGCGUCUCAUCUGAGAGCUCUCAAAGCACAGCUGAGCAUGAAGAACCAACUGCCACAAGCAGCUGGACUUCGACACACACUACAGUGAUAGUGGAUGUCACCUCCCCAGCCACCAUUUGGCCAGAAGCAUCUGCAAGCUUUCCAAGCAGCACAGGCCCACCACACACCACAGUUUCAGCACAGAGCACUCACAUCUCAGUCACGGGUGAGGGAUGGACGACCGGGAAAGUCAGCUCUGAGUCUACACCCUCAAUGCUGCCCUCACAGACCUCUGCAGCCACAGACCGUGGGGAUGCAUCCAGUGUGUCUCAGGGGAGCCCUGUUCCGGCACAUACAACUCCCUCAUCCUACAGCUCCCGAACCUCAGUGCGGGGUGAGGGAACCACAGUGUUUCUGGCUGACACCAGUCCAGAUAUGACAACAGUGCCAUCAGACAGCACCCCAACCUCAGUCCUCUCUGAAACAUCCACAGUCUUUGAAAGAAGUCCUUCCACACUGAGUGCACUGGCCCCAGGAGACUCCCAAACCACAGUGCCGUCACAAGACUCUACCACCUCUCCUGGCAGCAUGGCUUCGGGAGCCACAGAGGGACCGUCUGUCAGCUCCCAAACCACAGACAUGGCUGUAGAAUCCGCACCGUCCUCACCCAGCUCAUCUUCAGAGCACACGUCUGCCUCCUCUGACAGCUCCCAAAGCACAGUCAUGCACGGUGGAUCUACAGGCUUCCCAAGCAGCUCAGGUGAAGGACACACCACAGCGACUUCUGACACAACCCCAUCCACACCUCUGACUGAGGCAACGACAAGCUCUCCAAGCAGCCCAAGCUCUGCACACACAGCAGUGCCAUCACACAGCCCUCUCACCACAGGCACGGCCGAGGGACUGACGACACCUGAAGGCAUCUCUGAAUCUGCACACUCAUCAGACUCGCUACAGACCUUGGCAACCACAGUCCCAUCUGAAGCAUCCACAGCUUCCAAAGGAAGCCUUGGUUCAUCUCCCACUGCACCAUCAACCUACAGCUCCCAAACUGCAGUUUCGGACGGGGUGUCUACGGCUGCACCCAGCAGCAGCACCACCUCGGACUCUGCAACAGUGCAGACAGACGUCACGGUCCUUUCUGAGGCAUCCACAUUCUCUGGAACAAGCCCCGUCUCCACUCACACUCCAGCGUCACCACACAGCUCGCCUAGCUCAGUGUCCGUGGAAGGACAGACAUCCUUGCCUGGCAGCACAGACUCAGAACUCACAGGUGUGCCCUCCUCCAGCUCUCACAGCACUGCACAGUCUGUGGGAUCUACAGCCACGGCAGCGAGCUCAGCCACAGCAGAGUCCACUGACAGCCCACAAACCACAGGCCUGGGUGGAGGAUGGACAGCAUCUGCACGGGGGUCACCCACAGCAAGCACUGCCACGCCCUCUGGUAGCUCCCAAACCACCAUCUUGCCUUUCUCUUCCACAGCUUUAGCAGGCAGCCCGGAUUCAGCACACAGUACAGGGCCAACACACAGCCCCCUGACCCCAGGGGAGACCGAAGUGUCCACAGCCUCACCUGCUAGUCCAGGCUCAGCACUCACAACGCUGUCAUCAGACACAGUGCACACAGCCCUCCUGACUGUGGAGUCUGCCACCUUCCAAAGCAGCCUCACCACCACACCCACAGGAGUGUCUCCCAGCAACUCCCCAGCCACCAUCUCGCCUCACAGACCUGCAACACUCUCACCGGACUCCUCUUCAGGGCACACGAGCGUCUCAUCUGAGAGCUCUCAAAGCACAGCUGAGCAUGAAGAACCAACUGCCACAAGCAGCUGGACUUCGACACACACUACAGUGAUAGUGGAUGUCACCUCCCCAGCCACCAUUUGGCCAGAAGCAUCUGCAAGCUUUCCAAGCAGCACAGGCCCACCACACACCACAGUUUCAGCACAGAGCACUCACAUCUCAGUCACGGGUGAGGGAUGGACGACCGGGAAAGUCAGCUCUGAGUCUACACCCUCAAUGCUGCCCUCACAGACCUCUGCAGCCACAGACCGUGGGGAUGCAUCCAGUGUGUCCCAGGGGAGCCCUGUUCCGGCACACACAACUCUCUCAUCCUACAGCUCCCGAACCUCAGUGCUGGGUGAGGGAACCACAGUGUUUCUGGCUGACACCAGUCCAGAUAUGACAACAGUGCCAUCAGACAGCACCCCAACCUCAGUCCUCUCUGAAACAUCCACAGUCUUUGAAAGAAGUCCUUCCACACUGAGUGCACUGGCCCCAGGAGACUCCCAAACCACAGUGCCGUCACAAGACUCUACCACCUCUCCUGGCAGCAUGGCUUCGGGAGCCACAGAGGGACCGUCUGUCAGCUCCCAAACCACAGACAUGGCUGUAGAAUCCACACCGUCCUCACCCAGCUCAUCUUCAGAGCACACGUCUGCCUCCUCUGACAGCUCCCAAAGCACAGUCAUGCACGGUGGAUCUACAGGCUUCCCAAGCAGCUCAGGUGAAGGACACACCACAGCGACUUCUGACACAACCCCAUCCACACCUCUGACUGAGGCAACGACAAGCUCUCCAAGCAGCCCAAGCUCUGCACACACAGCAGGGCCAUCACACAGCCCUCUCACCACAGGCACGGCCGAGGGACUGACGACACCUGAAGGCAUCUCUGAAUCUGCACACUCAUCAGACUCGCUACAGACCUUGGCAACCACAGUCCCAUCUGAAGCAUCCACAGCUUCCAAAGGAAGCCUUGGUUCAUCUCCCACUGCACCAUCAACCUACAGCUCCCAAACUGCAGUUUCGGACGGGGUGUCUACGGCUGCACCCAGCAGCAGCACCACCUCGGACUCUGUGACAGUCCCAGCCCUUUCUGAGACAUCCACAUUCUCUGGAACAAGUCCCGUCUCCACUCACACUCCAGCAUCACCACACAGCUCUCCUAGCUCAGUGUCCGGGGAAGGACAGACAUCCUCGCCUGGCAGCACAGACUCAGAACUCACAGGUGCGCCCUCCUCCAGCUCUCACAGCACUGCACAGUCUGUGGGAUCUACAGCCAAGGCAGCGAGCUCAGCCACAGCAGAGUCCACUGACAGCCCACAAACCACAGGCCUGGGUGGAGGAUGGACAGCGUCUGCACAGGGGUCACCCACAGCAAGCACUGCCAUGCCCUCUGGUAGCUCCCAAACCACCAUCUUGCCUUCCUCUUCCACAGCUUUAGCAGGCAGCCCGGAUUCAGCACACAGUACAGGGCCAACACAGAGCUCCCUGACCCCAGGGGAGACCGAAGUGUCCACAGCCUCACCUGCUAGUCCAGGCUCAGCACGAACAACUCUGCCAUCAGACACUGACUACACCACAGCUGUGCCUGAAGAUUGGACAGCAGUUUCAAGCCACCCAGUAUCAUCAUCCCACACAGUGAGGACAGAAACGUCUCAUUCUACACCUGUGUCUCCAGGAUCUCCCACCAGCCACAGUACUCUAGGUUCCAUCCCCACAGGAGUGUCACCUGAUAGUCCCCAAACCACAGUGCUGGCUCAGGAAGCUACAGCAUCCUCUGCUCACCUCACCUCUUCAGCACACAUCACGGCUUCUUCUCAGAGCUCCCUGAGCUCAGCGCACCCCUCAGGAGCCACAACCUUUCCCAGCAGCCCGGGUUCCAUACCCACCACCAUGAUCUCUCAUACAGCCCAAAACACCGUCUCUGAAGCUGCUUCUUCAGCCUCUUCUUUGAAUUCCUCCUCUUCCGUUUUGACAGUCUCUGCCUCUUCUGCUCUUCCAGUUUCCUCUAGCUCUUCUCCUCUUCCCUCUUCCCCCACCUCUCUGUCUACCCAGUCCCCAUUCCCAGGUGUCAGCAGCAGCUGGUCCACUGUGCACUCCACGUCCAUUGCCACCACUUCCAAGGUCGUCUCUUCGACAUCAAUGCAAUGCUUCAAUGGGGGAUCGUGGAACGGAAACAGGUGUGACUGCAAACCUGGCUCCACCGGUCAGCAGUGCCAGUUCCUCGUGUACAACUUCCUCCUAGAGACCCCACUAGUCAUGGCAAAGGUCCAUGUGACAGUGAAAGUGACUCACAGGAAUUUCACGAAGGACCUGGCUGACCCAUCUUCCCCGACAUACCUGAACUUCACUGAUUUGUUCAAGAAGCGGAUGAAUGAAGUGUACAGAGGCUCUGAUCUCCCCCAGUACAAAGAGGUGAUCAUCAACAAUCUGGCUGAAGGCAGCAUCGUGGUGCAAAAUGACGUUGUCCUGGAGGCAAACUACACCCCGGAGUAUAAAGAACUGUUUAAGAACCUCACAAAGGUCGUGAGGCACAAAAUCUUGGAAGAAACCAAUUCAUCUGAAAGUGAUAACAUCAAGUGUGAAGGCUCCAAGCUGUGUUACAAUAUGAAGGACACUGCUGUGGAGGAGGCCGUCCCGAACUUCAGCCAGGAGCAAUGUAGACGGGAUGCUGCCGAUGAGUAUGGUCAGUUCUACUCUGUGGAGGAGAUGAAUGGGCAGCUGUACUGUGUGACCAGGUGCACCCGAGGCUCCAAGGACUACCUCAACUGCAACCUGGGCGAGUGCCAACUGCUGCUCAGCGGCCCCCACUGCCUAUGCCCGAACACAGACUCACACUGGUACUGGGGAGAGACCUGUGAGUCGAAUAUCAGCAAGAACCUGGUGUACGGACUGGUGGGCACCGUGUUGGCAGUGCUGCUGGUCAUCAUGCUGAUCCUGGCUAUCUUCCUUGGGCACUCCAAGCGGAGACUGCACAGACUCGACAUUACAGGACAGAUUUGGCCUGGAGAAUGCCUACAGCCGCUUCCAGCCCUCGCUAGAGACCGUCAAUCCCACCGCACAGUUCCACUUUCAGAAGCCAGAGGUGGUGAAGAUUACUCGAUGAGAGGCACCCAGGCUCCCAGCCUUCAUGCAGGUUUGGACCAGAGAGUGACCCAGAGCACACCACGAACCCCGGACUGGCCGAGAAGAAAGCAGUGCUGGGCCCUGAGGCCGUGUCUGUGCACAGUGGAUGGACUGGCCUGUGGUUUCCUGUUACAGCCCGCUGGAAAGGCCAUGGGGACUGUGAGCGGUUCCAUCUGCUCCUUCACUCUCGCCGGCUGCCCAGGGGUCCUAGGCUACCAGAUCCCUUGGCAUCUUUGUUCACCCUCGGGCUUCUCCCCACUGUGGAAUUUUCCUGACAAUAAAAGCAAUUUUUAAAGAGCA
Messenger RNA from Cavia porcellus (domestic guinea pig), 9703 nucleotides. RefSeq names its product mucin-12. The transcript has 11 exons. The record is from RefSeq and is a predicted model, not a curated record. NCBI's taxonomy places the organism in Eukaryota, Metazoa, Chordata, Mammalia, Rodentia, Caviidae. Bases 65 to 9697 code for a protein of 3210 amino acids.